CAUAACAUACAUUCACCCGUGUGUUGACAGUGGAGCACGACAACCUUUCUCUUUUCACUGCAGUGAUGUCUUCGGGAAUCUCUAAAAUCACAACCGAGCGAAACCAGCGUACUUUGCUAGAGUUAGUAAUGCAGCCAGGGAACGACAUUUGUGCGGAUUGUAAGUCGCGGAACCCGCGAUGGGCUUCUCACAAUUUAGGCAUUUUCAUAUGCGUCAACUGUGCGAGCAUCCAUCGCAAGCUUGGUACCCAUAUUACGAAAGUAAAGAGCAUCACCCUGGACGCAUGGACCAAAGAACAAGUCGAAAUCAUGAAGCAAAACGGAAAUAUCAAAUCAAACGCCUUUUACAACCCUGACGAAGCUCGCCACCCCUCACCCACCAACAUGAUGGAGGCAGAACGAGAUAGCGAAAUCGAGAAGUUCAUCCGAGCCAAGUACGAGUUUAAGUGGUUCAUGAACUGUAAACCUUCUCAAUCCGUUUCCCCUGCUCGUCUAUUUUCCAAUGCUGUGAUUCCACGACCGAAGUCGACUCCUACGACGGACCCUGCACCAUUUAAACGCAAGUCCUCUCCUAUUCCUCCCCCUGUUCCUGCCAAAAACGUCACCCGUGGGGGUACUGGAACGUUUAAUUUCCUUCCUGGCGUAUUAUCUCCAGGAUCUGCACCAGUGCAACCCGCGAGAUCCAUCUCCCACCCGUUGCCUACACCCAGUUCCUCUGCUCCGAUCCAGAAGCCUUCUGGGAGUCAGGUUUGGGAUGAUUUAAUUUCAUUACAAGGCCCUUCGCAAUUCUCUUCUCUUCCACUGCAAUACCAGUCGCAGAACCCAUCGCUUCCUUCCCAGCCCCACUCUAUGCCCCUUGCCCAGACAACUCUCGGU
This is a messenger RNA of Suillus subalutaceus, 875 nucleotides long. RefSeq lists its product as uncharacterized. Gene Ontology annotation, cellular component: Golgi apparatus. The transcript has 6 exons. The annotation marks the transcript as partial. Lineage: Eukaryota; Fungi; Basidiomycota; Agaricomycetes; Boletales; Suillaceae. The record is from RefSeq and is a predicted model, not a curated record. Gene Ontology annotation, biological process: intra-Golgi vesicle-mediated transport; endoplasmic reticulum to Golgi vesicle-mediated transport; endocytosis. Gene Ontology annotation, molecular function: GTPase activator activity.